AUGGUCCAUCCAGCGACGACCGGAACGACGUCCUCGCCACGAGCUCAAGUACAUCCUUCUCCAUCAUCCACGACCUCUCACAUUGAAGCCAAGACACAGACGCAUCCUCUCAUACCCUCUUUGUCGUCUAUUGUUUCCAAGAAGUCUCAAAAUGUCACUGACAAGACGACUCUAGAUUUCUCCAGUCCAUGCGCAACUUGUACGACGUCUACUGGUGUGAAAACGAGUGGAAACACGUUGAUUUCCUGUGUCAAACCAGGUGCCGAUGCGUCCGCCAUGGACCGAACGCUUCGAGCGCAGGAGGAGGCGCGUCGGCUGCAAUUUGCUCUUGCACAGCAACAGGUUCAGCACUAUCAAGUCAUGACAAAACAGCUCGAGACAGAGUCAAAUAUGACGAAGAAGCCGUCCAUUUCGAUGGCAACUAGUACUUCUAUUACUAGCUCAAGUACUACAAGUGUCAUGGAAGUGACCAAGACGGCAGAGGAUCUGCAGAAGCUCCGACAAGAACUGCUGACGAGACUACAGCAGAAUGUACAGCGGCAAGCUGCCAUUACGGCGCAGGCGGUACAGAAACGAUCAAAUGACGAGUGGCUGCGCAAUAAAAUGUUGCUGGAGCAGGAACACAUGAAGUUACUGCGAGCUCAUGAACAGCAGUUGAGCCAGAAACCUAAAGGGAAUCAUGUGACAAAGGCCACGUCGAUUGCCGACAGUUUGUUGGUACAGCAGCAACAAGUGAUUCGACAGCAGCAGAUGCUCAGAGAUAUGCUGCAGAAACAGCAGAAACAACAACAAACGCAGCUGCAACUACAGAUGCAACGGAAGAAGAACGGGGAGACAAAUGCUACGGUUACGCAGACGACGCCGACGCCAAAGGUAUCAGCCAAGUCUUAUGUUACGACUACACCAACGUAUUACUCGGUGAAGAAGAAGCAGAUGAAGAAUACACUUGAUAUGGACUUGGAAGCACUGGCAAGGGUCUGUAUUCGGGUGGCCAACGCAAGAACCGACAGCGAAAUGCGUCAAGCUUUGGAGAAAAUGACAUCGUGGUUGCAUCGAUGUACGGAGCUUCCGUUGCUACGACUCGCACAGCGUGACUAUCGUGACUCGAUUGCUCACCGCCGACCGUUGCUUAUUCAACAAGGCCGAUGGCCACUAGAUCUCCAAGUCAAAUCCGAGUAUGUCACGCAAAAAAUCGCACAAAUGUUGGGUGCGUUCUUGUUGCGACAAAAGAAUAAAGCUGCCCAGCAACAAGCUGCUGUACAAGCUGCUGUACAAGCUGCUGCAUCUGCCAAGUGUGCGGUUGCUACUGCCUUAAGCUCCUCCAAUGUUUCAGCUAACGGCCCCAUCUCUUUCAGUUCCACCACCGCCACCACUGGUGCUACGUCCACUGCUCCUGUUGCUACUCUUGCCAUCACCACUACUUCUGCUGGUUGUUCGGCCACGGUCGGUAAUCGUACUAGUAGCUCCUCGACAACGGUUGUUACUAGUAUCGCUCCCGCUGCUACGUCCACAAUUGUCCCAAAGCAGCCAGCAGCGGUAGCGUCAAAAUCCGCGACGCCUGUUGCAACGAAUUCGUUGCCAUCGACAACAACGCUAGUCCGACCCGUCAAGAUUCCUGUAAAACGUGAUAUGCUAGCGAUUGAGCGCGAGUACGCUGAAUUAAAGGUCCAACUCCAAGCCAAGCAGGUCGAGAUCAACCAGAAGGCAAAGGCGAAACGAGAUGCUGCAAAAUUAGAAGCGGCCAAAGCGAUGGGCGUCAUCUGUAACCGCGAGACAACAGUUGCGAUGCUACCAGUGACACAUAAGCGCCCAUUGCAGGUUGAUGUUCCUGCUUUCGCCAAGAAACAGCAACGGACGGAUGGGUAUGUGCUGCCAUCAAGUCCUUCAACCGCUGUUUACCGACCUUCGACUCCAUCUGUUACUCCGAUCACUCCUCGAGCCGCGCAGCAAUUUUACGAUGUAGAUUGGACCACGCGAACUAGCACCGAGUCUGAGGACAAGAUGUAUUUACCACUCAAGGUCGUGUCCAACAUCAUGUCCAAGGUCCUUCCCGGUGCGCGUGAAGAGGAAGCUGCGGCUGGUGGAGUAAGCACUAAGCGCGAGGAGGAGCAAGGAAAAGGCAGAACGUUAUCGCUCGCCAUCUCUCCGUCACACAGCUUGCAAAAGCACGAAUCUAGUUCGCAAGAGACAGUCAGUAUCAGCGAUGAGGCUGUCACCUUUAUGCAAGAAUGCGUGACGGAGUUUCUUCUGUACAUCACAAGCGAGGCGCGCGAUCUUUCCGUGAUGCAGAAUCGGAGAACGAAAAAAGGUGUCGGUCUGUCAAUCUCUGGCACUGAUGUCGUGAAGGGCAUGGAGAAUCUAGGAUUCACGCCGUAUGCCCAAGUGUUAGCCGGAUACAAUGAGAAGGUCAAGGCCAGCCAAGAUGCCGCAGCGCGGAAGAAGAUGGAACGGAAGAAACUCAUCCAGCAGCAGACAAUGCAAAAAGCUGCGGCGGCUGCCGCUGCAACUAUUGCUGCAAAUGCUGCCAAGGCAGCGGCAGUAGGCAAGAGUGCUGGUUUGCCACAAUCGUAUGCACAUGCGAAUCUGAAGCCGGCAACUCCGUUGCCACUAGCCAAUACUUUGACGAUAUCGAGACCGAAUUCCAGCAUGUCCGCAAGAAUAGGAAUUACACAGGGGAUAACACCUGCAAGGACAGGGAUAGCUGCUGCAAAACCGUCCGUAGCUGUGACAACAACGACAAAGGCGCCUGCAGUGAAGACAAUACCAGCAGCACCGAGUCCACAUGCUGCAUCAACAACAAAAAGUCUUUGA
Messenger RNA from Peronospora farinosa, 2811 nucleotides. The record is from the annotation of a GenBank genome assembly. NCBI's taxonomy places the organism in Eukaryota, Oomycota, Peronosporomycetes, Peronosporales, Peronosporaceae.